AGCAGUACUUAAACACUGCUCUAAAAAUAUUCCCCUGCCAAUCCCAUUCUGAAGAUUUGAGUGAGAUAUGGAGUACAACAGCAGCAGUGAGAUCGUAUUCUGUCGCCUGGACCAGAGGGAAGAUGAAGCUUACAAAGAUUCCCCUCCUCAGCCCUGGGUAAAGAGCAUCAGUGCCCCCCGCAGGUUGGCCCAGAUCUUACUGGCUGCACUCUGUCUCAUGCUGCUGUGUGGCCUUAUUUCUCUGGGAGUCCACUAUGCUAAGAAAAACAACAGGACAGAUUACCUGGAGGACCAGGUCAGGAGCCUCUCUGCCUCACUGUCCUCUGCAGAACAGAGGCUGGCAGAUGCUGGGAAAAACGACAGGACAGAUUACCUGGAGGCCCAGGUCAGGAACCUCUCUGCCUCACUGUCCUCUGCAGAACAGAGGCUGGCAGAUGCUAAGGAAAGGGACAGGACAGAUUACCUGGAGGCCCAGGUCAGGAACCUCUCUGCCUCACUGUCCUCUGCAGAACAGAGGCUGGCAGAUGCUAAGGAAAGGGACAGGACAGAUUACCUGGAGGACCAGGUCAGGAGCCUCUCUGCCUCACUGUCCUCUGCAGAACAGAGGCUGGCAGAUGCUAAGGAAAGGGACAGGACAGAUUACCUGGAGGACCAGGUCAGGAGCCUCUCUGCCUCACUGUCCUCUGCAGAACAGAGGCUGGCAGAUGCUAGGAAAAACGACAGGACAGAUUACCUGGAGGACCAGGUCAGGAGCCUCUCUGCCUCACUGUCCUCUGCAGAACAGAGGCUGGCAGCAGGCUGCAUAGAGUGUGACAGUGGCUGGAGGAAGUUUGAGGGGAAAUGCUACUUCUUCUCCACUGAGAAAAAGAACUGGAUGCAAAGCCGCGAUUACUGCAUUUCAAAGGGGGCUCACCUGGUCAUUAUCAACAGCAAACAAGAGCAGACUUUUGUGAAUCCCCCUGGUUAUGAGACACACUGGAUAGGACUGAGCGACCGUGAGACUGAGGGAAGGUGGAUGUGGGUGGACAAUACGCCCCUCAGCACAACGGAAAAGCACCCGUGGUACACCAGACAGGAUGGACAGCAUGAACCAGAUAACUGGACCGGGGGAGGGGACCCAGACGGAGAAGACUGUAUCAGUCUGGAUUCUGGGUACACACCUAGGCCAGCAUCCUGCAGACAGUAG
Molecule: messenger RNA, 1186 nt
Organism: Megalops cyprinoides (Indo-Pacific tarpon)
Lineage: Eukaryota; Metazoa; Chordata; Actinopteri; Elopiformes; Megalopidae
Product: C-type lectin domain family 10 member A-like
Exons: 12
Coding region: 68-1186 (372 amino acids)
Source: RefSeq, a predicted model, not a curated record